Messenger RNA from Cuscuta campestris, 566 nucleotides. NCBI's taxonomy places the organism in Eukaryota, Viridiplantae, Streptophyta, Magnoliopsida, Solanales, Convolvulaceae. The record is from the annotation of a GenBank genome assembly.
CUCUAGAUGCUCUAAGGUGUCAAUGCAGCUCCCUAAAUUAAACAAGGGUAAGUCAACCUUUUCACCAUCUCACAUGGUUACUAGAAGUAGGGCUAAGUUAAUAUCUGCAGGAAGGAAAGAACACCCCAUUAAGGGAGUAGACACAUCUGAGGAUGAGUUUACCGUGGAGGGCAUUCGCUCUGCUUUCAAGGAAAGCUGCCCAACAAUCAAAGAGAGGAAAAUUCAACUUAAAGCUCCCCCUUUGGAACCACAUACAAAGCUUAGCAAAAAACAGAAAAGGAAGGCUAAGCUAAAACUCAAACAAGCCCAAGCUAUGGAGAUGACAAAAUUAGCACUUGAUGCUAAAUACACAUUGGAUAAGACUGAUUUUGAGGAUGAAUAUGGUUUCUCAAAUUAAUUGUUGCUCUUGUAUAUGUUUUUUUAUAUCUAUUUUGGUCCAUUAGGGGCAUGAACUUAGCUAUUAUAGCUUUUCGUUUUUCUUUUUAGCUUUGGUGGGCUUGUUGGGGAUUUAGCCCCCCCCCUCCUAUUGUACUAUUUUCUUUAUCUAAUAAAAUCUUCUUUCUUAA